AAAUCCUCUCAAACCCCUCUCUGCUGAGCUUUCAAAAUUGUAGCAAAAUGCCUCGAGCAUCAAAGAGAAAAUCUGACACACCCAAAUCUACUUCUGUCAAAUCUGCUCGCUCGGAGUCUAUCACAACUGCUUCAAGCAAGACUACGAAGUUUGGAUUGUCCGUUGAUAAUCUUUUUCAGAAGUAUGCCAAUAAGCUGCUAGGCAUGAUCGAUCCAGAGGGGAUUGAGGCACUUUGCUCAGAUCUCGGAGUAGACUAUACAAAUGUCAAAAUUUUGAUGCUCGCUUGGAAAUUGAAAGCUGAAAAGCAGGGAUAUUUUACUCAGGAUGAAUGGAGAAAAGGUUUAAAAGAUCUCCAGGUUGAUACGAUUAACAAAUUGAAAAAAGCCCUGCCAAAAUUGGAAGCAGAGGUUAUGAUGCCUGAAAAUUUUGAGGAUUUUUAUUCCUACGCCUUCCGUUACUGCCUUACUGAGGAUAAGCAGAAGUGUGUGGACAUCGAGAGCAUUUGUCUACUGAUUGAUCUUGUUCUGGGGCCCCAAUUUCGUGCUCAGGUUGACUCAUUUAGUGAGUUUCUCAAGAAUCAGACUGAUUAUAAGGUGAUCAACGUGGAUCAAUGGAUGAAUUUUCUUCGAUUUUGUCAAGAGGUUAGCUUUCCAGACCUUGAAAACUAUGAUCUCGACCAAGCAUGGCCUGUGAUUUUGGAUAAUUUUGUUGAGUGGAUGAGAGAAAAACAAAAGUGAUCUCCGCUGUUGAGUUCUUGUAAAUGCUAACGAAAAGAUUUUGAAGUGUGUGCACGGGACUUUUGCUUGCACGAUUCAUAACAGCUGCACCAUUCAGCGGGAGGCUGGUUUUCUUUCUGCUACAGAACUACAAGCCUGAGGAGGGUUCAACACAUUUCUGUCGAAGGGGAUAUACUAAAAAUUUCUUCCUUGAAGAACGCUUGUAAGAACCUUUUUAAUUUUUCGUCUUAGUUACAAACAAAAUGUAGCUGCUAUUUUUUCUUUGUCCAACUUCUUGAUUUUGGAAUUUCACUAGUAACAUAGUGAUAUGGAUCAUUUGAUCCUUAUAUGGUAGUCAUACAUGUGAAUGGAGGUUAAAAAAAACAAUAUGUUGAAGUGAAAUUGAAUGUGGUUUAUUUGUUACA
Molecule: messenger RNA, 1141 nt
Organism: Solanum pennellii
Lineage: Eukaryota; Viridiplantae; Streptophyta; Magnoliopsida; Solanales; Solanaceae
Product: DCN1-like protein 4
Exons: 9
Coding region: 48-737 (229 amino acids)
Biological process (GO): positive regulation of ubiquitin-protein transferase activity; protein neddylation
Cellular component (GO): ubiquitin ligase complex
Molecular function (GO): cullin family protein binding; ubiquitin conjugating enzyme binding; ubiquitin-like protein binding
Source: RefSeq, a predicted model, not a curated record